Molecule: messenger RNA, 1779 nt
Organism: Sclerotinia trifoliorum
Lineage: Eukaryota; Fungi; Ascomycota; Leotiomycetes; Helotiales; Sclerotiniaceae
Source: the annotation of a GenBank genome assembly
UGCCCUCUCACCGUUCAUUCUCACCGUUCAUUCUCACCGUUUAUUUCCACGGUUCUUCCACCGAUUUAACCGGCGUGCAUUUCGGCCGAGCAUUUGUGCGGGGUACAUUAGUUGCUAAAUUGAGUUCUUCAGCUUUCCAUGAUUCGGACGAUGUUUAUGUGAAGGGUUGAAUGGUACUCCGAAAUUACUGCGCGGGGAAUCGGUCGUUUUCGGAUGAAUUGAAGGUGGCGGGAGAUGUGUAGAUAUAAAGGCUGAGGAAGUUCUCGUCAUGCCUCAGCUAUACUACUUGACUUGUAUUACUAUUUAGUUUGUGAUUAAAGACAACACGCAAGAUGAAGAUUUCUACUUAUUCGGUCUCUUUAUUUAUGGGAUAUGGGGCGGCAACUGCUGUACCCAAUCCAUCGGAAGCAGAUUUGACAUCACGAGCAAGUAAGAAUGGCUGGAUUCCGCAUUUCGAGAACUUGGUAGCUUUUGGAGAUAGGUAAGACGACAGUAGUCUACUCUGCAAAUAUCCUCUACAUUGUAGGGCUAUCAUUUGAGAAGAAUGCUAACAUGAAUUCAAACAAUAGCUAUACAGACGAGUCUCGAUUGAGCUAUUUCCAAAGUCAUAAUGGUUCCGCACCACCACCCGGGACACUUCUUCCCACAAGCAACUUGACUGCUGUUGGAGGUAUUGUAUGGGAUAGAAGGGUGUCCGAAUACAGUGGGGCUAAGCUUUAUGAUUAUGCUGUCGCCGGAGCGGUCUGCUCUAACAAGUUGAUGUACCGAUACCUAGCGAGCAUCGAUGGGCCUUUCCCCGAUGUUGUCUACGAAGUUGAUGCUUUCGUCGCGGAUAUCAAGUACGUCAAUUCAUCCACAAAUACCAACACUCUUUACACCAACCGCAAAUCGGAUAACACGGUAUACUCAAUGUGGAUCGGUACCAACGAUCUGGGAAGAAACGGCUUUAUUACAGACUCUUCUAUAAACGGGACAACUAUUCCAGACUAUGUCGAUUGCAUUUUUGAUAGGUUUGAUGAAAUUUAUCAAGCCGGAGCUAGAUAUUUUGUGUUGAUGAACAACGCACCAUUGCAAUUGACCCCAUUGUAUGGCAUGCCAAAUGCAGGAGGAUUGAAUGUUAGUUCUUACUGGCCCAACAAAGUAAGUGUCUCAAGUCUUCUCAUACGGCCUCUCAACUUACGCGAAAUCUAGCCAAGCAACAUAUCAGAAGUCAGCGGAAAAAUGAAGGAAUAUACCAAAUUAGCCAAUGAUAUAUUUGACUACCGGGUACCAUUCGAGUUGAAAAUCCGCAAACGUUAUCCAGGAGCAUCAAUCGCCAUCUUCAAUACCAAUGCCUUGUUUACCGACAUUUACAAUAAUCCAACACAGUACUUGCCGGCACCAGCCAUUGUCGACGUAUCAUAUAUUCUCUGCGAUGUUUCUGGAUCGCCUUGUCCCCAAAAGACAGGAGAUCGAGAUGGCUACAUGUGGUACGAUGAAUUACACCCAUCCCCAGGAACAAGUCAGGCUGUUGCGAAAGAGUUCUUGAAUGUUGUCAAAGGAACUUCAAAGUACGCUACAUAUUGGUAAUUGAUAGCUGUCGGUCUGUUGAAACGAUUAGUAGGAGUUAUUAUUAAUACUCAGGCUUUGUUUUUGAUUGACGGCCCGGGGGUGGUUGCAAAGGGGAGCUCCGCAAAAUAUCUUUCUACAUUAAAAAAAAAUCUCUUUAAAAAUUUAAAAUAAACUAUUUAAUAAUUGUAUAUACUUUUCAAUUUGAAAGAAUUUUUUUAAAUAACUUUA